Messenger RNA from Microplitis mediator, 1534 nucleotides. Its product is annotated as ATP synthase subunit C lysine N-methyltransferase. Lineage: Eukaryota; Metazoa; Arthropoda; Insecta; Hymenoptera; Braconidae. The coding region runs from base 225 to 821 and encodes 198 amino acids. The record is from RefSeq and is a predicted model, not a curated record. Gene Ontology annotation, molecular function: protein-lysine N-methyltransferase activity. Gene Ontology annotation, biological process: peptidyl-lysine trimethylation; regulation of mitochondrial ATP synthesis coupled proton transport; positive regulation of proton-transporting ATP synthase activity, rotational mechanism. The transcript has 4 exons. Gene Ontology annotation, cellular component: mitochondrion.
UACCAGUACCAUUCCUAACCUAACUUCGGUAUAGUCGAUUAUGAUAAAAGUAAUAUUUUCGUUUUUUUCUUUUUGUGAAAUAUAUAAUUUAUUUUAUCAAUAUUAAUAGCUUUAAAAAUUAGGCGAAGUACGCAAGAAUUUCAUUAAAAAUAAUUUAAUAUAAUCAAAAUUUUAAAUCGGAAUUAUUUGAACAAAAUAUUUAUUGAGUUUGUCUUUUUUUUACUAUGGAAGAGUUACUAGAAAUUAAUAACAAUGCAACCAACAAAUUUUCUCCAGUUAUAUCAAAAACAGGUUUAGUUCUGAUUUCUAUCACAGGUGGCAUCGGCGUAGGACUUACUGUAAUAUGCGUCCCAUUUAUUAGUCCUGCGAUAAGAAAAAUAUGUUUGCCUUACGUUCCUGCAACAAAUCAACAGUUGCAAAAUGUUUUGCAAGCUUUGCGAGGAAAAUCAGGAUCCGUCGUUGAUUUGGGAAGCGGCGAUGGUCGUUUGGUUUUAGCAGCCGCGAAGAACAAUUUUAGAGCUUAUGGUGUAGAGCUGAAUUUCUGGUUAGUAGCAUAUUCUAAACUUGUAGCUCGUCUUCAAGGAAUGUCUGCAAAAGCUGUAUUUUAUAGACAAGAUCUUUGGAAAUUCGAUUUAAGUAAAUACGACAAUGUUGUAUUAUUUGGAGUAGAAUCUAUGAUGGAACAAAUCGAAAAUAAAUUUAUUAAGGAAUUGAAAAAUGAUUGUACAAUCAUCGUUUGCCGAUUUCCUUUACCAAACUUAGUACCUGUUAGAACUAUUGGAUAUGGAAUAGAUCGAGUUUGGAUUUAUAAAUUAUCAUAAAUUUAAAAUUAUGUGAAUUCAACAAUAGUUUUACUAUUCAUAUUACACUGAGAUAAAAAAAAAAUUAUAUUCAAGUAAUUAUUUUUCUUGUAUCCAUAAAUACUCCAAGAAGUAAUUUUUUUAUAAAAUUAAAUUGAUAGAUAUUAUUUUAAGAAAACUUUUGCUUCACUUUAGUAAUAAAUUUCUAGAGGCAUCAAUUACGUAAAGCAAGCAAAUAUUUCUUCAAUUUAGUUGAUACGUUCUCAAAGUUAUUAGAAUUAAAAAUUUCAAUAAACCAAUUAUUUGGUUACAUGAAAAAAAAGCAUCGAAGAAAGACAUAAUUAAGAAUUAGAAAAAAAUUCUUGCACUAAGAAAAAAAUUUGUUUUUAUAACAAAAUGAAAUUUCUCAUUGAUAUUGAUAAAAAUAUAAAAUAUAUUAAUUUUUUCGAGAGCUACUUCUAUAAACUGUUAAAUAUUGAAAUAUUACUAAUUAGUUGUGUAAAUUAAUAUUAAAGAUGACAAAAAUUGAUGAAUAACUUAAGAGUUUAUUAAUAACAUGAUUUUUAAGCAGCUACCAUGGCUGCAUGUGCUAAAGCGUAGGCCAUAAGUCUCGCGUGAUCAGUCUAGGUUUGAAUCUUAGGUAGGGUCAAAUUCUUUAUUUAUAAAAAAAUGUUUGUUAUGGUAAAAAACUAUUUUAAACAACAUUAAAUAAAAAAAAAGCAUGUCUAAUAAUA